Molecule: messenger RNA, 1251 nt
Organism: Clonostachys rhizophaga
Lineage: Eukaryota; Fungi; Ascomycota; Sordariomycetes; Hypocreales; Bionectriaceae
Source: the annotation of a GenBank genome assembly
AUGGCUGGAACCCUCGUCCCAUCUGGUCGGAGCACCAAAGGGAGAACCAAGGUGAAGACUGGUUGCGUAACCUGCAGAAUUAGGAAGGUCAAAUGCGACGAGAAGAAGCCAUCUUGCCAAAAAUGUACCAGUACAGGCCGCAAUUGUGACGGUUACGAGUCCCCGUUUAGACUCCACGUUCACAACAAUCAACUCACCAAAAAUGCUAAUAACGUCUAUGCUCCUGGCAUCAAGUUGCGGGUUGGUUUACAAACCAUGCGUUGUACCCCAAAUGCACUGAGCCCUGAGGGCAUCAACCUUCUCUGCCGCUAUUUCUCAACUAAAACCAUAUUCAAUGUGCCCUUGGACUGUAAUGAGGAAGCAAAGCAAGUUCUUCAAGCUAGCCUGACUGAUACUCCGAUACGUCACGCAGUUAUGUCUCUCAAGGCUCUUCGGGAAGAGCUUGAAUCAUCUGGAGAUAGAAAUCCAGCUUCUGUCGGACGGAGAACCCCCAGUUGCGAUUAUGGCCUGCAGCAGUAUAGCGUGGCAUUGGCUGGUCUUGCAUCAAAACUGUCGUCCUCAAGCUCGAGCGAGUUGAAGACAGCAUUACUUUGCUGUCAAGUCUUCAUCAGCAUUGAGCAAGUACGGGGCAAUUUCGCUGCCAUGGCACUACACAUUGUUCGAGGACUUGGCAUCAUGCGGGAGUUCCGAGCCAGGCCCAGCUUUACCAUCACGAAUGAACUAUUGCCAGCAUACCGUAGCCAAUUACCUUUCCUGGACGUUUUCAUCGUCAAGCUUUUUGCUGCACCAUGUAAGUUCGCGGAAGCCGCAGAAGCAGCCGACGGGAAAGUGAUGGUGCCGGUCGGGUGCUCGACAUUGGAGUGCCGAGAUCAUCGCAGAAUCGCGCCCAACAUGCGUACAAAGCUGGUACAUAUUGCUACAUCAACACUCGAUUUUCUGGCCAAAGUGUCGCAAAUUGAGUCAAUUGGAGCCGCUCUUCGGCUUGUACCUGAAAAGGCGAGUCUCCUGGACUCCUUGGACUCAUGGCUUCGUGAUCUUGAGCUCGUUCAGAUGAAUACAUCGGAUCCCGAGUCUAUUUCAGUCUCCUUCCUGCGCUUUUUCUAUUCGAUACUGAGAAUCGUGCUGUUGGGGGCAUUGGAGUCGCUAUCACCAGAUCUUUAUGCCAAGCUGCAAACUGAAAACGGUGGAUUACAAGAGGUGGCUGAUGAUAUUACCGAAAAAGUGAGGCUCUAUAAAUUAACAGCGGGAUGA